GCAUAUACGCGCGUUUCCGCGCAAACUUCUCGCACACACACUCACGCAUAUCCAACCGAAACAAUGCCCAUUUUUUCCUAAACACCGACAUCUUCACUGCAUAUUCCGCCCAUAAUACACACGGUGUUUUGUGAUCCGUACGCGGGGCGGUUUGUGCGUUGUUUGUGUAUGUGACACAAAAUAUUAUCAUCUCGGAGACACACAGCGCAACAUCUUCCGGUCGGUUGUAUGUGUGUCGCCGCGCGCCAUCGCGCCGUGUGUUUUGUUGUAUGAUCAUGCCCAUCCGUAGCACGCACCGUCAUUCAGCGGCUGCCGCAGCGGCUACAGCUGGUCUUGGCAGUACCCUGCUUAAUCCCCAUCAUCAUCCCUUUGAGCAUCAUCCCCACCAUCACCAUCAUCUCCAGCCGCAUCCCACCGCGGUGGUGCCCAAUAUGAAUACCUACAAGUGUAGCGGCUGCGAAAUGGCCAUCUUUGAUCGGUAUGUGAUGACGGUGCUGGAUCGGCAUUGGCAUGCGGAAUGUCUGCGGUGUUGCCAGUGUAAAUGUCCACUGCAGGAGCGGUGUUUCGCGCGCAAUGAGCAGCUAUUCUGCCGGGAUGAUUUUUUCAGAUUAUUCGGGAUAAAAUGCUUCAGCUGCGGUGAGGGGAUCUGUCCGUCGGAGCUUGUGCAGCGGGGACCGCGCGGGAAUAUUUAUCAUCUGCGCUGUUUUACGUGCGCGACCUGCCAUAAACAAUUAACCACGGGUGAUGAGCUGUACGUUAUCCCGGAUGGAAAGUUUGUCUGUAAGGAGGAUUUUAAUAAUGAACACCAUCAUAUCAACAACCAUCCGCGGCCGGGCAGCGUUACCGUUAAAAAUGAAAAUCCGUCGCCGGGCCUCGUGGCGUCCAUUAAAGUGGAGAAUCAGCGAGCGACGGACCUGGAAACCGGCCCGGAACCGGUGGCCCCGGUGGACACCCGUAACACCAACGGCAACGGUCGUUCAGCGGCGCAUCUGACCGAAACGGACGAUGAAGACGACGAUGAGGAGGGCAAGCAUAACGGCACCGUACCGACGGACGGCACGGCCAGCGAUAAACUGGAAACCAAGAGCGCUUGCGGUGACACGUCCAGCAUGGAUGAGUCCGAGCCGCGCAACGAUGAGAACAACAUCACGGCGAAGCGCCGCGGGCCCCGCACCACCAUCAAAGCCAAACAACUCGAUCUACUCAAAAACGCCUUCGCAUCGACUCCCAAACCCACGCGGCAUAUCCGUGAGCAACUGGCACAAGAAACCGGCCUAACUAUGCGUGUUAUUCAGGUCUGGUUUCAAAAUCGUCGGAGUAAAGAGCGCCGGAUGAAGCAGCUGACGUCGCUGGGAUCACGCCGGCACAUAUUCCGGCCGCGGCGCAGCGGCGUCCGGUCACUGCGGGAUUUUGACGGGGAUUCGGGCGACUUAAUCGCCGGGGUGGCGGCCAGCACCGGGCCCGGAUUCGCCUUCUAUCCCGACGGUCCCGGAAAUCAUCCAGGGGAAUUUUUUCACGCUCAUCCGGGACAUCCGCCGGGGAUGGGCGGUCCAGGCGGACUUUUUGAGUUCCAUCAUUUCCCCGGCGGUGCUGGAGGACGACCCAACAAUAACGGCGAUAUGGGACAUUUUGUCGAUCUGUCGCCCAAUGGACACGGAAUGCCCGGAAGCUGCCUGAACGAAGCCGCUUUCGCCGCCGCCGCCGCCGACCUGGUCUCACAGACAUCCUCCCCGCACUCCCUGACGCCCGACGGCUAUGCUCAUCCCGGCUUCGACGCCCUGCACGCCAAUCCCAACGGGCAUACCGCGGGCGGCGGCCAGGACUCACCGGUCUGGCAGAGUCUGGCCAUGGCCCAAUAAUCACACAUACGCGAAAGAGAUGGAAAGAGAAACUAUAGUAUUAAAGGUCACACCCCUUUUCACAUACUCAUGCAGCUCUGUGCACUCUUCAAUAAUUAAUCAAAAUUUAUAUCUCAUCUGUAUUCGGUACUCGUGCCAUCGAUAUCGUGUUGGUACGCAUAAUCAUUGGCAAAUUUUUUCUUGGUUCCGUGUUUCCUUUUUCUACUAGUGUUGUGCAGACGGUUUCGGUCGGGUGCCGGGAUGCUGAUAAUUGAGAAAAGUGUA
Molecule: messenger RNA, 2123 nt
Organism: Paramacrobiotus metropolitanus
Lineage: Eukaryota; Metazoa; Tardigrada; Eutardigrada; Parachela; Macrobiotidae
Product: LIM/homeobox protein Lhx1-like
Exons: 7
Coding region: 270-1859 (529 amino acids)
Biological process (GO): neuron differentiation; regulation of transcription by RNA polymerase II
Cellular component (GO): nucleus
Molecular function (GO): DNA-binding transcription factor activity, RNA polymerase II-specific; RNA polymerase II transcription regulatory region sequence-specific DNA binding
Source: RefSeq, a predicted model, not a curated record